Molecule: messenger RNA, 6998 nt
Organism: Leucoraja erinaceus (little skate)
Lineage: Eukaryota; Metazoa; Chordata; Chondrichthyes; Rajiformes; Rajidae
Product: cytochrome b5-like
Exons: 5
Coding region: 68-469 (133 amino acids)
Cellular component (GO): intracellular membrane-bounded organelle; membrane
Molecular function (GO): heme binding
Source: RefSeq, a predicted model, not a curated record
AAUAAAAUGAGAUGAGCCUCUUGUGCGUGGAGUGUAAAUUAGUGGACUUGGUGCAAGUUGGGACAACAUGGCUGAGAACAAGGAGGAAGUGAAAUAUUACCGACUGGAAGAGUUGAAGCAGCAUUGCAAUGGCAACAGCGCGUGGGUUCACAUUAAUAACCACAUAUAUGACGUGACCAACUUUCUGGAUCAGCAUCCUGGUGGAGAAGAAGUGCUAAUAGAACAAGCAGGAGGUGAUGCUACAGAAGCCUUUGAAGACGUUGGACAUUCCAAAGAUGCACACGAAAUGAAGAAACAGUACCUGAUAGGAGAGCUGCACCCUGAUGACAGAGAUGCUUUUCAAACGCUGAAGAACCCAGUUGUUGUUACAGAGACAUCUGAAUCAAGCUGGUGGUACGGUUGGAUAAUCCCCGCAAUAGCCGGAGUGACUGCAGCUUUCUGGUACCGGGUUUUUGUGGCAGAUCAAUGAACACGACACAUGAAGGAAAUAUUGGCACCACUUUGCAUUGAUUGAUUAAAAGCAAAAUUGAUUGUUACAAAUCAGUUUAAAGACAAAAAUAGAAAUAUUACUUUCACUGAAGAGAUUACAGGGUAGAAAUUGUUUUUUGCAUGCUCAUUGCUGGCAUAAAAUGCAUGGCAUGUCAUCACUGGGGAAAGAUUUGCCAUUUUGGCUCGAAUUGCCCACUUGCACCCAUUGCCCAAUCUAACCUUCACUCAGGAACCCACCCAGGACCACUGCUGGUAGCCCAAGAUUUUUUGUUUAUGGGUAAAUAAAUCAAGAUUGGUGCUGGCAGUUUGGCCAGGAAAUAAUGAGGAAACUGAAGGGAUAGUUUUGCACCUCAAAUUCUAUCAAAUAAUAGGAUCCCAAUAUAGAUUUUUUCCCCUCUGCAGUGGAUGCAAACCAUACAAACACUGCCCCGACUUGCGUAAGGGUUACAUUCCAUAAACCCUUAUGCAAGUCAGGUUUUGCAUGAGUUUUUAAGUCGGUAUCGCCUUAAACCUAGAUAGAAACGAAGAACUGCAGAUGCUGGUUAAUACACAAAAUGGCACAAAGUGCUGGAGUAACUCGGCAGAUGAGACGGUUCUCUAGAGAACGUGGAUAGGUGACAUUUUGGGUCAGGACCUUUCAUUAGAUUGUUUUAGUCUGCUGAGUUACUCUAGUUUCACUUUAAAACUAGGCUUCAUUGCUGCUGGUCUAUACCAGCGUGACCUGCAUCACCACUUGUGCCGUCCUAUUGAUGUGGCUGUUGCAGCUGACAUUAUAGCCGCUGGCCGUACAGCAGUUUCCUCAGGCUGCUGCCACCAACAGGAUGUGCUCUGUCACCGGCCCACCAGUCCGCUCACCAGCUGCUGCUUUGUCCUGUUGGCCAUUGCUUUGUCCACUCUCUCCUCCUCCCAACGCUUUGCCACUCCACUGCUCUCCUCCCCCCUGGAGAAAGCGCUGUCGGCCGGGGGCUACAAUGUGAGCCACAACAAUAGCCGCGUCAGUGGAACAGUGAGGCAGCUGGUGAAGGCGAGCUUGCUGGUGCACAUUGUGGAAGAUGGUUUUGGUUCGGCUGAGAGUUGCUAUCCACCACCUCCCUCGUUCUUGCUCGCCUUCCCAUUGUCACACCAACAGUGGCUGUAACUGGAAGAACAAUGAGCCCAGGUGACACUUUUAUAUCCUGUAUAUAUCAUAUAUUUUACAUAUGAAGCUGACUGGAAGGUCUCGCCAUCCUUCCAUUGCAAUGCACAGGUUAUUUAGAAAACUGGACCAUCCAAUGUGAAUAGUUUAUGUAAGUGCGUGUUUAUGUAACUCGCCUGUUAUGCAAGUCAGAGAGUGUAUGUGUCCGGGUAUAAUUGAUUUAGCUAGCUGGACCAUGCUUGCAUGGUUAAUCUCUGCAUGUGUCUUCCAUUUGCAGUUGACUCUUCCCGUCCAGUGGCCCAAAUUUCCCAUAUCCCCUUCAUUCACGAUAAACUAUUAUUUCUUUGAUAUGUCCCCGCCUCUUCCUUUAUUCUUGCCGCCCACCCCACACCCACAUAAGUCCGAGGAAGGGUCUCAACCUGAUACGUCACCUAUUCCUUCGCUCCAUAGAUGUUGCCUCACCCGCUGAGUUUCUCCAGCAUUUUUGUCUACCUUCGAUUCUUCCAGCAUCUGCACUUCUUUCUUAAACAUUUCUUUAAAAUAGGAAGGUUAGAGACAUCGCAAAGUAGAAAAUAGGUCCAGACUUGUACCUUUUUAUUUCUGAAUAUUGCUAACAUGCAGAAUUUUCAUUUUUGCCUUAUAAUCUGAACCUUGCCACUCACAUAUGAUUUUUAUAUAAACAAAUUUUUAAUAUACAAUUUUUCUAAACAAACAUAUAGCUCAGUGAUGCUCCCCAGGAAAGUGUUUUAUAAUUGUGGUUUUAUGCCUAAUUAGGUGGGUGUCAAGAUUUGAAUUUUGAAUUAUUCCUUUUCAUUUUGCCCACUGACCUCUUACCAUUGCUAAACCUGCAGAACAAUGCAACAUGCAUUUUUAUUGAGCCUCUGUUUUGUGCAAGACUUUGGACAUGCAAUGAUAGUCUAUGUUGACUACCACAUUGUAUUCUUGUUUACUCUUCCUGAAUAAUACAUCUCUAUGAGGAUGUACUAUAAUAAUGAAUGCAUGCAAUAUUGGCUUCCAUUCAAUUGAAUGGAAGAAUAUCUUUAUAAAUAAUGAUGAGUGACUGACUGUUCAUAGAAUCACAUAGAAUGUACUCAAAAGUAUAAUGGCAAAUCUAUGAUAUUGUUUGUUCUCCAUAUGAAUUUCCAUUCUAAUUUGCUGUCCUUCCAUGAUGCCCCAUGGUCAUAUCAUUUUCUCUCAAAGCAUUAAGAAUCCUCUUUUACUCUAAACUAUUCCUCGUUGCAGCACAUCCACAUUAUUUUUCAGUGUGAUUAAAUCCUUUGUUGGUUAAAAUUACACUAAAAUUACACCUCGGUUGUUGUGCCCAGAAGUUGUACAAGGAUUUUCCAACUUCCCGUUCCUUUGCAGUUCAGUAAGACUUUUUCCACCAGUAAAGGGCCUGUCCCACUGUACAAGGUCAUUCACGAGUUCUCCCGAGUUUUCCCCGGAUUCGAACUCUGAGAAUGUCCGUAGCGGGUCCGUAGGAGUUCAUGGAUGUCCAGCGGCUUGUAAUGCUAACGGUAGAUACUCGGGAAAUCCGGUAAACUCGUGAUGUUUUUUUCAACACUGCAAAAAUUGUCCACGAGUAAAAUAAAAUACUCGCGAGGAAUAAAUUUUUUUUUUAAUUUUAUUAGAAGCAAUGUACAUCUUAAUCAUAAAAUGCAACAUACUACAUUUCGUGUACAACUUUUUUUUAAACUUUAACCUAAAAUAGAAAAAGAGAAAAGGAAAAAGAGAAAGAAGAAAAGAGUGAGGUAAGUAGUGGGAGUGUAGUCUGCAGUAGUUGGCGUCAAGUGAAUGUUAAUGGUAAGUAGACUGCGUGCUUGAAAAUGUGAAAAGCAAAGAAGAAAAAAAAUGCCCCACAGAAAAGGGGGGCCUUAAGAAAAAGAAAAUAAGUAAUGAAUCUAAAAAAGGUAAGGCUAAGCAAGAAGGAAACAUAGAAAUUAGGUGCAGGAGUAGGCCAUUCGGCCCUUCGAGCCUGCACCGCCAUUCAAUAUGAUCAUGGCUGAUCAUCCAACUCAGUAUCCCGUACCUGCCUUCUCUCCAUACCCUCUGAUCCCCUUAGCCACAAGGGCCACAUCUAACUCCCUCUUAAAUAUAGCCAAUGAACUGGCCUCAACUACCCUCUGUGGCAGAGAGUUCCAGAGAUUCACCACUCUCUGUGUGAAAAAAAAGUUCUUCUCAUCUCGGUUUUUAAAGGAUUUCCCCCUUAUCCUUAAGCUGUGACCCCUUGUCCUGGACUUCCCCAACAUCGGGAGCAAUCUUCCUGCAUCUAGCACCUAAAGGGAAUGUGCCUAAUUCUUAACGAUUCACACCCAUCACCUAGUUCUAAAAGAGUUAUUUUCAGAACUAGGUGAUGGUGUGAAUCAUUAGCAAUUCCCUUUCCCUUUCCUUCUUGCUUAGCCUUACCUUUUUUAGAUUCCUUACUUUUACUGGUUGUUUACUUUUUACUUGUAUGAGCCGCUACGAGACAUCCACGAACUCCUACAGACCCGCUACGGACAUUCUCCGAGUUCGAAUCGGGGGGAAAACUCGAGAGUACUCUUGAAUUACCUCGUGCAGUGGGACCGGCCCUUAAGUCUUUUAUAUAAAGGAUGCAAUACAUAUUCUUCACAUUCAAUACAUCAAUAGGGGUAUUGGUGCUGUGAUAUUUUUAUAGGUUUUAUUGGAACGUGAGACUUGCGUCAAUCAUUGAAUUUUGAUCCUAAAACACUAAAUGUGAAAAAUUAUAACGUUUUAUUUUUUAUUAUUAUUGCAAUAGAUGGUGCAUAAAUGUGGGUUCUUCAUGAGUGUGAUACUAUGUUCUACAUUGUUAUAACAAUGUUUCUUAAAUCCCAUGUACUCUUGGAUGGGGAUGCAGGUGCUGGCAAAAAGAAAAAUAGCCAGUGGAUGACUUGCAGUUAAGUGAUAGGAGUAGAAUUAGGCCAUUCAGCCCAUCAAGUCUACUCCGCCAUUCAAUCAUAGCUGAUCGAUCUCUCCUUUCUGACCCCAUUCACCUGCCUUCUCCCCAUAAUCUCUGACACCCGCACUAAUCAAGAAUCUAUCUCUGCCUUGAAUAUUUCCGCUGAAUUGGCCUCCACAGCCUUCUGUGGCCACGAAUUCCAUAGAUUUACCACCCUCUGAUUAACAAAAUUCCACCUCAUCUCCUUCCUAAAUGAAUAUCCUUUAAUUCUGAGACUGUGACCUCUAGUCCUAUACUCUCCCACUGGUGGGAACAUCCUCUCCACAUCCACCCUAUCCAAAUCUUUCACUAUUCUGUCCCCCCUACUUCGUCUAAACUCCAGCGAGUACAGGCCCAGUGCCGACAAACGUUCAUCACAGGUUAACCUACUCAUUCCUGGGAUCAUUCGUGUAAACCUCCUCUGGACCCUCUCCAGAGGCAGUACAUCCUCGGACAUGGUGCCCAACACUGCUUACAGUAUUCCAAAUGAGGCCUGACCAGCACCUUAUAGAGUCUCAGCAUUACAUCCCUGUUUUUGUAUAGAAGCCCUCUUGAUAUAAAUGCGAGCAUUGCAUUUACUUUCUUUACUAUUGAUUUGACUUUCAGAUUAACUUUUUGCAAACCCUGUACCAGCACUCCCAAGUCUAUUUGCACCUCUGAUUUCUGGAUUAUCUCUCUAUUGAGAAAAUAAUCUAUGCUUUUAUUCCUUCUACCAAAAUGCAUGAUUCCACACUUUGCUACACUAUAUUCCAUCUGCCACUUCUUGGCCCACUCUCCCAACCUAUCUCUAAGUCCUUCUGCAGAGUCCCUGCUUCCUCUACACUACCUGCCCCUCCAUCUAUUUUUGUAUAAACCACUAAUUUGGCCACAAAGCCAUCAAUCCCCUCAUUCAAAUCAUUAAUAUACAACAUGAAGAGCAGUGGCCCCAGCACUGAGCCCUGCGGAACUCUGCUAGUCACUGGCAGCCAACCAGAAAAUCCUCCUUUAUUGCCACUCUUUGCCUUCUGCCAUCCAGCCAACCUGAUAUCCAUGCUAGUAUCUGCCCUUUGAUACCGUGGGCUCUCAUCUUUCUUAGCAGCCUCCCAUGAGGCACCUUAUCAAAGGCUUUCUGAAAAUCUAGGUAUACAACAUCUACUGACUCUCCUUCAUCUGUCCUGCUAUUUAUUUCUUCAAAGAUUUCCAGCAAAUUUGUCAGGCAAGACCUCCCCUUCACAAAGUCAUGCUGACUUCGGCCUAUUUUAUUGUGGACUUAUUUUAUCGUACUACAAAACCUCAUUCUUAAUAAUGCACUCUAAAAUCUUACCAACCACCAAAGUCAGAAAACUGGCCUAUUGUUCCCACUAUGCUGCUUUGCUCCCUUCUUGUGCAGCGAGGUAAUAUUGGCAAUUCUCCAAUCAUCUGGAACUACUCCUGACUCUCAUGAUUCUUGAAAUAUCACUGUCAAUGCCUCCACAAUCUUUAAAGCCACCUCUUUCAGAACCCUAGGGUUCAGUCCAUCCGGCCCAAGUGACAUCCACCUUCAGCCCUUUCAGCUUCCCAAGCACCUUCUCCCUGGUAACAUCCACUCCACUAACUCCACCCCAACUCUCUUGAAUUUCAGGCACGUUGCUGGUGUCUUUCACUGUGAAGACUGUUGCAAAAAAGUUAUUCAGCUCCUCUGCCAUUUCUUUAUUCCCCAUUAUCACUUCUCUUGCAUUAUUCUCCAGCGGCCCAACGUCCACUCUUGCCCCUUUCUUGCUCUUGAUAUAGCUGAAGAAACUCUUGCAAUCCUCUUUUAUAUUAUUAUUAUUAGCUAGCUUACUUUCAUAUUUCAUAUGUUCUCCCCGUACUGCCUUUUUAGUUACCUUCCCCUCUUCAAAAGCUUCCCAGUCUUCUGGAUUCCCACUAAUCUUUGCAAUGUUAUAUGCCUUCUCUUUUAGUUUUAUACUGUCGUUGACUUUUCUUGUCAGCCGUGGUCACCACUUGCUACCCCUAGAAUCUUUCUUCCUCUUUCGAAUGAAAAGGUCCUGCAGCUUCCAAAUUAUCCCAGAAGUUCUUGCCAUUGCUGGUUCACUCUCAUCCCUGCUUGGAGCCUUUCCCAGUCAACCUUUGCCAGUUCCUCCCUCUGUUGUCCCCUUUGCUCAGCUGCAAAACUGACACAUCCGAUUUCACCUUCUCCCUCCCAAACUGAGGAGUCGUCAACGUAACUCAGAAAUAAUCCUUAUUGCUCUGGUUAUCGUAGUUGGAUUGUCUCCACUGGUAAAUGUAUCGAUUAACGUGCCAAACUUGUCUGACAAUGCCUUUUGGGUGAAAUGCAAAGUAAUGCCAUUCUGAAUAAACUAAUGUCUUUUGCAUUAUAUGUUUAUAGCACAUUUGUUGAAUGCAAUUUUGUAAUAACAUUUCCACAGAAUAAUUUACCUGAUGAAAUUUCAAUAAAUAAAUUCUGUAAAGAACUAA